UCCUUGGCCGUUUAUCCAAACCCAGUUUCCAGUGUCUCCAACUGUGAGAAAACAAGAAGCGAUUACUCAUACCCUUUUCAAUUCUGAUGAUAACAAUAGUAACAGCAACCACUGUGAACUGAAAAUCAGAGCAAAAUCAAAUGGGUUCUCUUCCUCUCACCGGUAGUAAACCCUUCUUCACCAAUCUUCAUUGGUCUUCGUCACGCACAAGAACACCAACAAGAACCAUUUCUCUGAAGCAGAGAGUCAAGGUUUUCGCUUCACGGUCUCCAAAUGAAGAAGAAAAACAAUCCCCUAAACUUGACAGUUACGACCUCAUGGAACUCAAGUUUGGUCGGUUAAUGGGAGAAGACCCCAAGCUCACCCUUGCCAAGAUAAUGGGAAGAAAGGCGAAUCCUGAUGCUUCUUAUCUUGAUAUUGAGAAAGCCUUUUAUAAGAAUGGUGGUAAAGUUGUGGAAGUAGAAGAAGUUCCAUUUGAGGGCUCUAAGGGAGGGAAGUCAUCAAGGAAACUGGAUGACCUUGGUUUGGUGCGUCCUGUUCCUGUUAAGGGAUUCCAGUUCAAAUCGGAUGAUAACAAACCGGCAUUGGAGAUAAAGAAACCUGUCCGGACUGAAAAUGUGGAGGGGAGUGAUAGGAAGAGUAGUGUUCCCAAUGUUAUUCUGAGGAAGCCGACCGUGUUUAAAGAUGAUGACGACGCGGAAACGUUGACGUCAAGGUUGAGAAUGAGGCCCAAUCUGUCAUUGAACAUGCGGGAUGAGCAAGUGAAGGAGAAGUUUAGCGACAUGACGCUAUUGAGGAAGCCUGAAGCACCGGUUGCCAAGAGUACUGAUACGGUUGAAGAGCCUUCGUCUAACGUGGACCAAGGGAACGAUGAUGGUGAGUUAAAUAUGUUGAAUGAAGAGCCGGGUUUUACAUUGUUGGAGCGGCCUCACAAACCAAGCGUGGAAAAAGAAGAGGAGGAGUUUGGAGAAUGGAAUGCCAUGGUACCAAAUGAUGAAUUGGAGCAGCAUGAGCAGCUGGAGUUACAUUGGGCGCCAAAUGAUUUAAAUGAAUCAUUAGAUGUAAAGUCAGUUGAUUCUAGAUUGGAGUUGCCUGUGGAUGCUGCACUGCAGGCAAAGCCAAAAAGAUUAGAUCAAUAUGUUGAACAAACCUCGAAAUUUGUUGAAGAGGGCACUUUCCUUGAUCUUGGAGGUCAAACAAGCAAUGAUAAUUUAGGGAAUUCUGUUGAUAUGUCAGAUUUCCAGGAAAGUGAGGAUGCUGAUUGGACUAAGGCAGAAGGUUUGAUUAAGACCGGAGACAGAGGAGAUGUGGAACUAGUAAGCUGCAACACCAAAGGUUUCAUUGUUUCUUUUGGUUCCUUGGUAGGAUUUCUGCCAUACCGUAAUCUUAGUUCGAAAUGGAAGUUCUUAGCUUUUGAGACUUGGUUAAAACAGAAGGGCUUGGAUCCAUCAAUAUACAAGCAAAACUCAGCCACUAUUACAAGUUUUGAUACUGAUAUUAAGAUUUUUUCUCCGGAUUCUCCUCCAUCUCUGGAGAUUGAUGGUAAAGUUGAAGAUAAAAUUUCACCAGAUAUGAAAUUGGAAGAUCUGCUAAGGAUUUAUGACCAGGAGAAAAAUAGGUUCUUAUCAUCGUUUAUUGGACAGAAACUUAAGGCAAAUGUGUUAGUGGCAGACAGAAAAAUAAGAAAGCUCAUAUUCUCUCUAAGGCGGAAAGAGAGUGAAGAAUUAGUUGAGAAGAAGAGAAAUCUCAUGGCUAGACUUCAAGUUGGGGAUAUAGUGAAAUGCCGCAUCCAGAAAAUAGCUUACUUUGGAAUUUUUGUUGAGGUUGAAGGAGUUUCUGCACUAAUUCAUCAGUCUGAAUUAUCCUGGGAUGCCACUGUGAACCCUGCAUCGUAUUUUAGGAUUGGUCAGGUUCUGGAGGCAAAAGUUCACCAAUUAAACUUUUCUCUUGAGCGCAUACUUUUAUCAUUAAAGGAGGUCACGCCUGAUCCAUUAAUCAAUUCCUUAGAGGCUAUAAUUGGGGAUCAUGACCCCUUAGAUGGGAGAUUGGAAGCAGCUCAAACAGAUGUAGAGUGGCCUGAAGUGGAAUCCCUUGUUGAAGAAUUGCAAAAGAUUGAGGGAGUCCAGUCUGUUUCAAAAGGCCGUUUUUUCAGAAGCCCCGGUUUGGCUCCAACUUUUCAGGUUUAUAUGGCAUCCAUAUUUGAGGAUCAAUACAAGUUACUAGCUCGAUCGGGAAAUAAAGUACAAGAGGUGAUAGUUCAAACAUCUUUGGAUAAAGAAAGGAUGAAAUCAGCUGUUCUGACAUGUGCAAACAGAGUGGAAUAAUUGUGGAUUAAUUUGUGACAGCAAGCCUUUUUUGGUUGCUUGCAUUUCUAUGAUUGUACGUUCUUCUGGGGUGUGCAGGCUGCAAUUUAAGGAGCAUUUGAAGAUACUACUCUAUACAAAAGCAUUGGUGGAAGGAUAGUAAUUUUAUUUCUUGUAAAAAAGUAGUGAUAAAGGCAUAUUCCUACCUUUUUGGUGGUGAGGUUUGGGGGUGAGAAGAAGUGGUUGGUCAACGAUAAAGGAAAUAUAAAUCCUUUUUCUC
Molecule: messenger RNA, 2583 nt
Organism: Vigna umbellata (rice bean)
Lineage: Eukaryota; Viridiplantae; Streptophyta; Magnoliopsida; Fabales; Fabaceae
Product: Nucleic acid-binding, OB-fold-like protein
Molecular function (GO): nucleic acid binding
Source: RefSeq, a predicted model, not a curated record